ACAAAGUGACAAAGACCUAAAAGCAUCCCUAUCACUACUCUAUUAUUAGUACCUUAUAAAAAAAACUCUAAAAUAUAACAAAAUCGAGGUGAUAUUUCAACUAUUGACCCCAACCUAAAUUACAUGUACAUGUUAACUAGAUCUAUUAUAUAUCUAUUGUAACAAUAAGAUGUCAAGAGAUAGACCUCUGUAUACAAAGAUAAGUAAAAGAUAAAAAAUGAUGACAGUGGCCUUUACUAAUUCUACUAUGUGUGGUUAUGAGUUAUGAGUGGAUGUACACACACUGACUCUCUGAUCUACAAGAUGUCAUAUUAUUUAUGACUGUAUUAUUCAUAAUAGCUCUUUACUAUUGAAACAUAUAAUAUUGGCAAUAUUUAUGACAGUGAUACAUAUAAUUCGAGUAAGCCUAUACAGAGAAAAGAGACAGCUGCUCAAUAGACUUGAUAAAAUGCAGAACAUGUAUUGCCAAUUUCUGAGAGUGAUAUUAAGAGUUUUACUAAACAGCAAGAAGGACAGAAAAUUCAAUCAAUGUAAAUAGUGAUAGUAGUAGCGUCCAUGUGAAAAAUGUUCAGCAGUGUGCCAUGGACUAUAGUAUAAAGCUAAUAAUGAUGUUGAAACAGUGAUUUGUAUCCAUUGUCGUACCAGUAAUAAGGCUUAAGACAUUUCAAAAUGGCUGAGGCAGAAUACAGCCUUCUGUCUCUGGAUUUUGAGAAUAUGUCGACAGCAGAUCUACUGAAAAAUUUCAAAGUGUAUGCUAACUUUUCCAAAGGAAUCGAUGAAACAGAGUUUGACAUCUUACGCGAUAAAAGAUGGCAGAUCGGAAUAAUUUUACUUUAUGUAAUCGUUAUUGUGUUCGGAUUUAUCGGUAACUUACUGGUUGUCAUAGUGAUAGUCCGUUAUAAACAACUUCACACAGUGACUAAUAUUUUUAUUGUGAAUUUAGCAUUAGCUGAUAUAGCAUUGUGUUUGUUCAAUUUACCAUUUCAACUUCACUACCAAUUGACGGACAACUGGGCGUUUGGUCGCAUUCUGUGUCAUGUGAUCAAUCCUACAUUUGGUGUACCGGUAUUUGUGUCAAGCCUUUCUAUUCUUGCCAUCGCAAUAGAUCGAUUUAUUCUUAUUGUUUAUCCCUUUAAAAAUCGUAUGACCAACAUUCAAGCCAUGUUAUUGGUUGUGUUAAUCACCAUGGUAACUUUAAUAGUGGCUAUUCCAUUAAUGGUAUUUACAAAACUUGACAUCAUUGACGAACCAAUGAUACAACUUUAUAAAAUUUACUGUGUUGAAAGAUGGGAAGAAAAAUCAAAAAGAAUCUACGCCUUAUCUGUGUUUGUUCUACAAUUUGUGAUUCCAUUGCUGUUAACAACUAUAUUUUACAGCUUAAUCUGUGUUGUAUUAAAAAAUAGACCAAUCAAAAAACAUGAAACAAGAAGGAAUCGACGAACCAAUAAGAUUCUUAUAUCUGUUGUUUUAACUUUUACAUUGUGUUGGUUACCAUGGAAUAUCUUUGGUUUAGUGACAGAAUUUUUCCCCAAAAGUAUUCCCUUGAAAUAUUUACGUCUGACAGAUUUACUGAUUAAAAUAUUUGCGAUGAGUUCUGCAUGUGUGAAUCCAUUUCUUUACGGCUGGUUAAAUGACAAUUUCAGAAAAGAAUUUGGGCGACUUUUGGGAAGUGGUUUGAAAAAAAUUCAAAUGAAUGGAACAUAUGCGGAAUAUUCACGAACCACCGGUUAUAAUAAUACUUUAGAGCUCGGCACUCCGACAAAGAAAAGGAUAAUAAUCGAAGAUGAAGAAUAGCCAUUUUUUCUUUUAUUUUAUCACUUUGAUUCCCUGUGAUUUAAAUAAUAAAGACAAUAUUUUGUGUUAAUUUACAUAUGGGAUAAAAUAUUGAGGUGAUACUAUGAUAUAUGUAUUGUGUCUUAUAAUCAGAAGCAUGACUGAAGGAUAGACGAUACAGAAUGACAGCUGAAGUUUUAUAAAAGCGUAACAUAAGUCAAAGGCCCUCAAGCAGCGCUAUAUGAAAACAGAUAUCAUUUAAAUAGCAAGUGUGUAGUUUGUAAUUAGAUAUAAUAAAUGUGAUCAAUUAAUAUAGAUAGAUACUUUAUAGUGUGUCAAAUGGUAAAGUUAUGUUGGUUUUUUUUUUCAAAUUUAUAAUGUUACUACUACAUAUUUAACACCUUUAACAAUAUUUUUGCACUUAUUAAUAAUAAAUUUUGAAUUUUUUCUAAUUUAAUUAAUUUCAUUCAAGCUUAUUAUUUAUUU
This is a messenger RNA of Patella vulgata (common limpet), 2259 nucleotides long. Its product is annotated as neuropeptide Y receptor type 5. The record is from RefSeq and is a predicted model, not a curated record. Gene Ontology annotation, biological process: G protein-coupled receptor signaling pathway. Lineage: Eukaryota; Metazoa; Mollusca; Gastropoda; Patellidae. The transcript is spliced from 3 exons. Gene Ontology annotation, cellular component: membrane. Gene Ontology annotation, molecular function: neuropeptide Y receptor activity. The coding region runs from base 670 to 1794 and encodes 374 amino acids.